ACGGGGUUUCACCAUGUUGGCCAGGCUGGUCUCGAACCCCUGAUCUCAAGUGAUCCGCCCGCCUCCGCUUCCCAAAGUGCCGGAUUACAGGCGUGAGCUUCCGCGCCCAGCCUCACAUGUGAAUUUCUUUAAAAACACCACCAGCAAAACCCCACUAUUCCCAUUUUACUGAGAAAGGUGCUGAGGUCCAGAGAAGGAGAAAACGUUAUCAUAAUUUACGCUGAAAGCUGCGUCCUCAAGUUCCGGUUUCCCAUCUCCCAUCCGGACUCCAACUGUUCGCGCAGUCCACAUAGUGUACCUGCCCGCCCAGCCGACCCCCCAGCAAGCCCCAGGAAGCCGUCCGCUGAACCUCGGGCUCUUGGGUUUUCCUAUGCCCCCUGGAGGUAUCUGCAAACCUCUCGGCAUCGCGCCACCACACCUCCCACCAGCAGGUGGCACUGUUGCCAUCUCCAUAACAUAGACUGGCAUUCCUUGUGGUGCUCAUGUUUUCCUAAGUCCCCGGGCACUUCCGGCGCUCACGGAACUUUGAUGCAGCCGGAUGCGCAACGUGGGGACUCUGGCGCGCCGGGCGGCAGGAGUUACUUCCGGCCGUGUAGGUGGUCUGAAUUGGGAGGCUGCGGCUAAGGGAAGAUGGAGACAAUACUGGAGCAGCAGCGGCGCUAUCAUGAGGAGAAGGAACGGCUCAUGGACGUCAUGGCUAAAGAGAUGCUCACUAAGAAGUCUACGCUCCGGGACCAGAUCAAUUCUGAUCACCGCACUCGGGCCAUGCAAGAUAGGUAUAUGGAAGUCAGUGGGAACCUGAGGGAUUUGUAUGAUGAUAAGGAUGGAUUACGAAAGGAGGAGCUCAAUGCCAUUUCAGGACCCAAUGAGUUUGCUGAAUUCUAUAACAGACUCAAGCAAAUAAAGGAAUUCCACCGGAAGCACCCAAAUGAGAUCUGUGUGCCAAUGUCAGUGGAAUUUGAGGAGCUCCUGAAGGCUCGAGAGAAUCCAAGUGAAGAGGCACAAAACUUGGUGGAGUUCACAGAUGAAGAGGGAUAUGGUCGUUAUCUCGAUCUCCAUGACUGUUACCUCAAGUACAUUAACCUGAAGGCAUCCGAGAAGCUGGAUUAUAUCACAUACCUGUCCAUCUUUGACCAAUUAUUUGACAUUCCUAAAGAAAGGAAGAAUGCAGAGUAUAAGAGAUACCUAGAGAUGCUGCUCGAGUACCUUCAGGAUUACACAGAUAGAGUGAAGCCUCUCCAAGAUCAGAAUGAACUUUUUGGGAAGAUUCAGGCUGAGUUUGAGAAGAAAUGGGAGAAUGGAACCUUUCCUGGAUGGCCGAAAGAGACAAGCAGUGCUCUGACCCAUGCUGGAGCCCAUCUUGACCUCUCUGCAUUCUCCUCCUGGGAGGAGUUGGCCUCUCUGGGUUUGGACAGAUUGAAAUCUGCUCUCUUAGCUUUAGGCUUGAAAUGUGGCGGGACCCUAGAAGAGCGAGCCCAGAGACUAUUCAGCACCAAAGGAAAGUCCCUGGAGUCACUUGAUACCUCUUUGUUUGCCAAAAAUCCCAAGUCAAAGGGCACCAAGCGAGACACUGAGAGGAACAAAGACAUUGCUUUUCUAGAAGCCCAGAUCUAUGAAUAUGUAGAGAUUCUUGGGGAACAGCGACAUCUCACUCAUGAAAAUGUACAGCGCAAGCAAGCCAGGACAGGAGAAGAGCGAGAAGAGGAGGAGGAAGAGCAGAUCAGUGAGAGUGAGAGUGAAGAUGAAGAGAACGAGAUCAUUUACAACCCCAAAAACCUGCCACUUGGCUGGGAUGGCAAACCUAUUCCCUACUGGCUGUAUAAACUUCAUGGCCUAAAUAUCAACUACAACUGUGAGAUUUGCGGAAACUACACCUACCGAGGACCCAAAGCCUUCCAGCGACACUUUGCUGAAUGGCGUCACGCUCAUGGCAUGAGGUGUUUGGGCAUCCCAAACACUGCUCACUUUGCUAAUGUGACACAGAUUGAAGAUGCUGUCUCCUUGUGGGCCAAACUGAAAUUGCAGAAGGCUUCAGAACGAUGGCAGCCUGACACUGAGGAAGAAUAUGAAGAUUCAAGUGGGAAUGUUGUGAAUAAGAAGACCUAUGAGGAUCUGAAAAGACAAGGACUGCUCUAGUAUUCAGGGAUGUAGCUCAGCUUUUGGGCUAGCCCAGGCUUCCCUGAGAUCUGCUUUUUGUAUUUCUCCCAACCAAAUCCUCUUAAAGACCCUUUGCUAUGUAGUCUCAUGGUCUAGCAUGCAUCUUGUAGAAACAAGACAUGCUGGCAGAUUGCAGGGUUGAGAUGUGUUUUAUCUGUUUUAUAUUUUAAAAGAUUCUGCCAGAAAAUAAAACCAUACCUUGUUCUAAAGCCCAGGGUUAUGGACCAACUCAGUGAGUGCUUCAGGUCUUAAGGCCUCCAUACCUCUUUCUCACCAACUUUUAGUAGUAGGUGAGAUUUAAUGGGCACCUGUUUUGCUACAAAUCUGACCUGACCUCUUACCCUACCUUCCUUUGUUGCUGCUUCCCUGAAUGAGUAUUACCCCAGGAUAAGGUCUGCCAUCAGCUUAGCCAUUGAUGCAAAUACUAGGGAAAGACUAGGAGGAUGAGCCAGGGCUGCUACUAAGGACUAAGUGUGGUACCAAGGUUUGCCUUUUGUAUUUGCAUAAAGAAAGGAGUUGGAGCUGGGUGCAGUGGCUUGUGCCUGUAGUCCCAGCUACUUGGGAGGCUGAGGCAGGAAGGUUGCUUAAGACCAGCCUAGGUAACAGUGAGAUCCUGUCUCAUUAAAAAAAAAAAAAAAAAAUUGGCAUGGUGGCACGCACUGUAGUCCCAGCUACUCAGGAUGCUGAGGCUAGAAGAUCCUUUGAACCUAGGAGUUUGAGACCAGCCUGGGCAAUAUAGUGAGGCUCCAUCUCAAAAAAAAAAAAAAAGAGUUGGGCUGUAUUAGAAUGGGCCUGCAGCCCAACAUACAAGGAAACUAGGACCAACAGAGACUUCACCAGCUUGCUAGGUCAGAAUGAGAGACUUUGGUCGGUCUGUCUACCUGUUUCUUCUACAAGAUCCCCAUUUGACUGUAGAAGUAGCUAAUACUCACAUGUUCUUCAAGCCCAGAUAGCCAUGGUAGAGUUGGGUAGUUAAGCAGCUGCUCCAGGAUCCAAAUGUGGUGUCUGAAAUGGAAAGAACUAAGGCAACCAGGAAGGAACUGAUCUGCCUUAUAAGCACAGUCAUCUGAAAGUCAGGCCUGCUGCAGGACAGGAUCCCCCAGAGACCCCAUUUGCCUCUCAACACUCAGAUCUUCACCUGUUUUUAAUAAAUCUACUUUUUAAAAAAA
Piliocolobus tephrosceles (Ugandan red Colobus) is the source of this 3326-nucleotide messenger RNA. RefSeq names its product splicing factor 3a subunit 3 (gene SF3A3). Bases 631 to 2136 code for a protein of 501 amino acids. Gene Ontology annotation, biological process: mRNA splicing, via spliceosome. The transcript has 17 exons. The record is from RefSeq and is a predicted model, not a curated record. NCBI's taxonomy places the organism in Eukaryota, Metazoa, Chordata, Mammalia, Primates, Cercopithecidae. Gene Ontology annotation, molecular function: RNA binding; zinc ion binding. Gene Ontology annotation, cellular component: nucleus; spliceosomal complex.